Striga asiatica is the source of this 1036-nucleotide messenger RNA. NCBI's taxonomy places the organism in Eukaryota, Viridiplantae, Streptophyta, Magnoliopsida, Lamiales, Orobanchaceae. The record is from the annotation of a GenBank genome assembly.
CUCACCUGGAUUUUCCAAAACGUUUUUAUUAUCGCGACUGAAUCUUGGUAACUCUUCAUGUACCUGCAAUCAAAUCCACGAACCUGACCGACAAAUUUUCAUUUCUUUAUUCACUAUCGGAAUUCAGGUGAGCUGAUUUUAGCAUUUCUUUUGGACUGGCUAAAUUUUGUGCGAAAGUUCAUGGAAUAAACCUUAGGCUGCAAUUCGUCGAGCACUGGGAAGAAAUUGCAUGAUGCAUCAUGUGGUAUCCAAGGUCACACGGAGGGCAUUUUCGUUAGCCGGAUCCCUAUGUUCAAAAACUUCAUGUUCAUCAAUGGUCGCAAAAAAACAUUAUUUUAGUGCCAUCUCGGCUUUGCAAAGACAGGUUGAUAAUACUCGAAAGGCUGCAUUUUCUGGAAAUCUGUUGAGGUGGGGGCCACCAGGAUAUUGCAGAACAUCGAGUUUUGCAUCCGGGUUCACACCUUUGCAGCCCAAGUCCUUGGAGUCGAUUAUAGAUAUCAGCAGGGCUAAGAGCAAAUCCUCUGAGGAACUUGCUGAUAUUUGGGAUGAUUAUCACCUGGGAAGGGGUCAUAUUGGUGUGUCAAUGAGUGCAAAGCUGUACCAUCUCUUGGAGCAAAGAACUUCAGAUUGCCGUUAUUUUGUGAUCCCAUUGUGGAAAGGAAGUGGCUACACAACAAUGUUUUUUCAAGUUCAGAUGCCACACAUGCUUUUUACUGGCCUCGAAGAUUAUAAAGCGAGAGGGACCCAAGCUGCUCCGUACUUCACGGCCACAUACUACAAGGAAUUUGCCGACAGCAAGGAUUUGGUGCUUAUCCGUGGUGACAUAGUUCUCACCAGCAAGCUGAGUGACUCAGAGGCAAAAUGGCUUUUGGAGACUGCACAAUCUUUUUACCUAAAUGACGUCAGGUACAAGCUGGUCGAACGUUUCAACAAACAGACUCGUGAUUUCGAGUUCAAGGAUGUUUUGAAGGCACUGGAUAUGCCCAUAUUGUAGUUCUUUGAGAUUUUUUGUUGUGUGUUUUNUCGCCUGAAAUCA